AAGCUGAUGUACCGGGCCAUCGGAUCCAUGGCGGAAGGGUGCGGCAAGCACUCCAAACAUUAUGCCUGUGUCCGCACUGCUUGUAGCGCUCGGUUUAGCCAGCUCCGAGAGGCUAGAUGGGCAGUGCCAAACACCAGAAGAGAUGGCUGCAGAGCUGAUCAGUUUGCGACAAAUCAGGAAUUCUCGGGAAACUUUGGCAGACUUCACGAAGCUCUACACCGCUACAACAAACUUGGAGUGGAAGAUGAGGACAUUUUACAACCUGAAAGAUGAGAACGACACGCAUGAUUGUGGUGGCAAGGUGGACACCUGGCAACUUGGCUGUGAGCUACCUCGACCGGGCAACUUGCACGACAUCAAAAGCCACGCUUACUACGUAGGAGCAAUACGAAAGCUACACGCAUUUCCUGUGCAAGUCGUGCAGUCGCUUGUGGCCUCCGAGUGGUAUCAUCCUGGAUUGACGUCCAGACCUGUGUGGUGUCUUGAUAGCUGCGAUCUGCCACUGGCUCAGCGACUUAAUGCGCACUUUGGCGCGGUGAGCAAGGAGUUGCUGCAUUUCUGGUCGCUGAAGCAUGAACUCAAGGACCACUUGAGAGGUGUGGGUGCCCACACCACCAGCUUCGACAGGCUCAUUGCUGGCAAUGGUACUUGGCAAGAUGUCCGUCUCUGGCGCGGCCGUGCCUUCGACAGGCAGCUGUGUGAUCGCUACUUCCGCGUGACCUGCAGUCUGGUUGAGGCGUCUCCCGAGGUGUGGACAAACCCAUGGAGCCACGUCUUGAUCAGUAUCUUGAUGCCCAACAGCUGGGUUCCUUUUCAUCAGGGCCACACCAACGGACAACUGACCUACCACUUGCCUGUGAUGCUACCAGAAGCUGGAGCCGAGCUGGCCUUGCUGGAGCGGGGCGGAACGCUGGCCGAGCAAGAGACAGGGAUCUUGACCCAUCCAGAGGAAACAACAGUUUCUUGGACUCUGGGAAGGACACUUGUAUUUGACGAUUCUUUCACUCAUGCAGUGCGUUAUCGACACGCGUGGAGUGAAGCUCACAGUUCAGGUGGCGCUCCUCGGAUGCUUUUGCUCAUGCGGGCGUGGCACCCCGAGCUCGAAAUGAAAGAGCGGAUGGCUUUGCGUGAGUUCAUACGUCGUGGCGGCGAAGAAGAGCCAGAAGGUUACGAAUGGCAAGACCUCUGCCUCACCCUACAAAUCACUGAGACAUGUUGCCUGCUCCGGGGCAAAUGGCGCCGUGAAACAUUGUGCAUCGUUGACAUCGCUGGUUAAAACCUGAGUUGCAAUUGAACACCGCCAGCUCACAUUCAGAUAGUGAUUGUUGCAACGUCC
This is a messenger RNA of Durusdinium trenchii, 1336 nucleotides long. NCBI's taxonomy places the organism in Eukaryota, Dinophyceae, Suessiales, Symbiodiniaceae. The record is from the annotation of a GenBank genome assembly.